AUGCCGCCUGUGUUUUACAAGCGCGGCUGGGUCGCAGACACCCCGUCGGAGGUGUUGCAGAAUGCCUUGGACCGGGCCGGCAAUUCAGCUCCUGGCGAGGCCUCGCGUGGGGUACCCGCCGAGGAGGUAGACGACGAUCUGCCCGGCUGGCGUUGCAUUGGCAACCGCUGGGUCCUUGGACUGCCGGUUCCAGAUGCUAGCGGCAUCCAGCUCGAUGCUUCCGUCCAGGCACUGCGCUUGGUCCUGGACGGCGCGUCCUUGGACUUGCCCUGGCCUCGGCCUGUCACGCAGAGCGAGGUGGACAGUUUGGAGGCAAAGUUCUCCAAGAAGACGUGCGAGCUGCCG
Messenger RNA from Symbiodinium sp. CCMP2456, 345 nucleotides. The record is from the annotation of a GenBank genome assembly. NCBI's taxonomy places the organism in Eukaryota, Dinophyceae, Suessiales, Symbiodiniaceae.